Messenger RNA from Panicum hallii, 1493 nucleotides. Its product is annotated as tyrosine--tRNA ligase 1, cytoplasmic. Lineage: Eukaryota; Viridiplantae; Streptophyta; Magnoliopsida; Poales; Poaceae. The record is from RefSeq and is a predicted model, not a curated record. Gene Ontology annotation, molecular function: tyrosine-tRNA ligase activity; ATP binding. Bases 113 to 1258 code for a protein of 381 amino acids. Gene Ontology annotation, biological process: tRNA aminoacylation for protein translation. The transcript is spliced from 9 exons.
CUGGCCGGUGGCCGCCUCCCACACCCCCGAAGCCGAAGCCUACCAAGCAGCCGCCGCCGCCCUCGCCCUCGCCGGCUCCCAACGAACCCACCCUUCCACCGCUGACACGGCCAUGGACGCCACGCCGGCACCCGAGGCGGCGCCCGGCGCCUCCUCCUCCUCGGCCGCGGCCGCGGCCGCCGAGGAUCUGGCGGGGGGCGUGGCGGCGCUGACGCUCGAGGAGCGGUUCGCGACGCUGCGGGGGAUCGGGGAGGAGUGCAUCCAGGAGGACGAGCUCAUGCGCCUGCUGCAGAACAAGCCCGUCCCCAUCUGCUACGACGGCUUCGAGCCCUCCGGACGUAUGCACAUUGCUCAGGGUGUUGUCAAAACCAUCAACGUCAACAAGAUGGUCAGGGCUGGAUGCAAGGUGAAAAUCUGGAUUGCGGACUGGUUCGCACAGCUCAACAACAAGAUGGGAGGUGACCUGAAGAAAAUCCAGACAGUCGGGCGCUACAUGAUCGAGAUCUGGAAAGCGGCUGGGAUGAACCUUGAUGGUGUGGAGUUCCUUUGGUCUUCAGAAGAGAUUAACAAGCGUGCGCACGAGUACUGGCCACUUGUGAUGGACAUUGCUCGGAGAAACAAUGUCAAAAGAAUUACCAGAUGCGGCCAAAUUAUGGGCAGAAGUGACCAGGAAGAAUUGACUGCUGCCCAGAUUUUCUACCCUUGCAUGCAAUGUGCUGAUAUAUUUUUCUUGAAGGCUGACAUAUGCCAGUUGGGGAUGGACCAAAGGAAAGUGAAUAUGCUAGCUAGGGAGUACUGCGAUGACAUCAAAAGGAAGAACAAACCUAUUAUUCUGUCACAUCAUAUGCUCCCUGGUUUUAAAGAAGGCCAGGAGAAGAUGUCAAAGAGUGAUCCAUCCUCCGCUAUCUUUAUGGAAGAUGAUGAGGCCCAGGUUAAUGUGAAGAUAAAGCAAGCUUUCUGUCCUCCCAAAAUUGUUGAGGGAAAUCCUUGUUUGGAGUACAUUAAAUACAUCGUCUUCCCCUGGUUUGGAAAGUUUGAGGUCAUCCGCAAGGAAAGCAAUGGUGGUAACAAGACGUUUUUAACCAUGGAUGAACUCAUUUCUGAAUAUGAGAGUGGUGCUUUGCAUCCUGCCGAUGUUAAACCUGCACUGGCAAAAGCAAUAAAUGAAAUAUUGCAGCCUGUUCGUGAUCACUUCAACAACAACAGUGAAGCCAAAGUUCUGCUUAACACUGUUAAGAAGUACAGAGUCACCAAUUGAGCGGCGUACUCUUCCCAGGGUGAAUUUUGCCCUUUGCAAUUUUCGAAUGCUGAUCUAUUUACUGAAAGCCACCGGACUCUUGGCGUUGCUCAGUGUACAAUCUCAGAUUCAGGCACUGUAUGGUCGCGGUGGCCUUGUCUUUGGUUGGCCGCGACAUUGUAGAGAUAUUUAAUUUUAUAUUGGGCAUAUGAUACUGAAGUUUACCCUUCGAGAACUGAGUUUUGUUAUCCUUUCA